Molecule: messenger RNA, 4908 nt
Organism: Trematomus bernacchii (emerald rockcod)
Lineage: Eukaryota; Metazoa; Chordata; Actinopteri; Perciformes; Nototheniidae
Gene: tab2
Product: TGF-beta activated kinase 1 (MAP3K7) binding protein 2
Exons: 9
Coding region: 669-3002 (777 amino acids)
Biological process (GO): positive regulation of protein kinase activity
Molecular function (GO): K63-linked polyubiquitin modification-dependent protein binding; ubiquitin binding
Source: RefSeq, a predicted model, not a curated record
UCAGCGCAACUUUUGGAAAGUGAAAAAAAGAGAAAGCAGCUCUCCUUCUCGCGAUAGCAGCUUCCUUAUGCAGCCGCCAUAUUCUGUGACAGUAUUUUGAUUCGUAUCUGCUGGAAGUGAGGAAAAAGAGAAAAGUGAAGGGCUGUCGAGGGGAGGGGGGGCUGAAGAAGAGGAGCUGUCAAAAAGUGAUUCCCUAUUCUCUAUCAAACGGCGGAGAGCUGGGGCCAGGUAUCCCUUCAUUAACGCUGUUUCGAGGACACACAAGGCCCGGAGCCUCGGUGCAGUUGGCUCUUCAUCUCCCUGGUAGUAGCUGGACUCCUCUCGGCUUCGACUGUCCCAGCUCCGCGGCCCUCUGGAGGUCCGGCGGCGGUGUCGGGUGUUGAAGGCGGCCUGGGGAGCGGCGGCGGCAGCGGAGACGGAAAGAUACAGCAUCUGUAGUGUGGACCUGACAGAGGUUUCUCCUGUGUAAGGACCGAUAACAUAGAGCGGUGGAGUGAACUGAUGGAAUGAGCUGACCAAAGACAGAAGUGCUGUUAAUGUCCUGCUGUCUGUGUGCUUCAAAGAGCAUGAUGACAUACAAAGAUGUUCAAGAUGAAGGCACCUUGCUGCCACGCCUGACGCCCCAGUGCGCUUAACAGAACAAGCAGUCCUGACCUGGCAACAUACGAAUGGCCCAGGGAAGCCACCAGAUUGAUAUUCAGGUUUUGCAUGACCUGCGCCAGAAGUUCCCUGAAGUCCCAGAGGGUGUUGUCUCCCAGUGUGUUCUGCAGAUACUUAUUGGUGCCAGCAGAUUUGGUCCAUUCGUGACAAGCAGCAAGUUAAACCAUUUCAUUAACAACAACAACCUGGACGCCUGCUGUGAAUACUUGUCCCAGGUCAGUCCGGGCUACCUGUACAGUGAAGAAGGAAACCUCAGCUUCUCCGACGACCCCGGCUUCAUUAGGCUUCGUAAUCAUAUGACCCAGUUGAACCUGGGCCUGCAGUCUCAGAAUGUGCAUUUGGCCCCGGUUCGGGACAGCCUGAGAAUGAACGGCAGUCGGACUCUGGCCCACAGCCUGAGUGACGGGCCCCUUCAGACAGGACAGGCCCCCAACAGUGACUUCUUUCAGCAGGAGCCACAGUCAGCCCCAGUGCAGGUGCCCUCCAGCAUCAAUGUGUUUGGUGUGAUGGAGCCAACCCGUAAACCGCAGCCCCCCCAACACCUAGGACUCUACCCUCUGGGUGUCAAAGGAACAACUAUGGGUGUCCAGCAGACCCCACGCUUCAACCCCAUCACCGUGACGCUAGCCCCCCAUAUUCAGACAGGACGCAACACCCCCACUUCUCUGCACAUACACGGCGGGCCCCCGUCGGGCCUCAACAGUCCACAGGGUAACUCCAUCUAUAUCCGGCCCUAUGUGAGCCAGUCUGCUGCGAGCCGGCAGAACCAGCCGCAGGGGGGCCGGGCCCAGUACAGCCCCACCUCCCAGCCCCAGCAGCAGAUCUACCAGAUCUCACACCCCUCCUCCCUGUCGGGCACCUGGUCUGGCCCUCAGCACGCCUUGUCCUCGCAUACCUCACAGCACCAGACCUCUCAUGUCUACAUGCCAAUCAGCUCCCCCACAAACCCCCAGGCCCCCUGCAUUCUUCCCACUGCAAGCCAGGCCUCUUCCUCUGGUGUCUCCUCGUGCUCUUCCUCCUCCUCCUCCGUCAUGCCCACCUCCCUGUCGACCAUCAGUCAGUACAACAUCCAGAACAUCUCCACCGGCCCCAGAAAGAAUCAGAUAGAGAUCAAACUAGAAUCCCCUCAGAGAAACAACUCCACGACCACGACAGCCGUGCUGCGGACGAGCAGCGGGGCCCGCUCCUCCUCCGCCUCUUCCUCCUGCCCUUCCUCUUCAUCCACUUCAACUGGGGUGGCUACGGUCCCCAGCACCCCUCUGUCCAUCGGAGGCCCCGGUCUGAGCCGCAGCCAGCCCACUGUUUACAUCUCUGCCAGCCCUCCUGCUGCGGCCCCAGCGGCCUGUGAGGAGGCGGCCCUGGCCCCUGCCGGCGCUCGAUCCCAGCCCAAGUUUUACAUUUCUGCCAAUGCCUCCAGCGACGAUAGUGGUGGUGGUAGGAACCCUCCCACAGUCUACAUCUCAGCCAACCCUCCCAUGCAGGGACCCUCAGGGGCCAGGAACAUGGGGGGCCAAGUGAGCAUGGGCCCUGCCUACAUCCACCACCAUCCACCUAAGUCCCGUGCCUCUUUAGGAGGGGGAGGCACAGCUUCCUCCCCACGUGUUGUGGUAACUCAGCCCAACACCAAGUACACUUUUAAAAUCACAGUGUCCCCCAAUAAGCCCCCGGCUGUGUCCCCUGGAGUCGUGUCCCCAACUUUUGAGCCCAACAACCUCCUCAGCCUCCCCGCUGACCACCACUUUGUUGAGCCCGACCCCCUCCACCUCUCCGACCCGCUGUCGCCUCACAGGGAGAGGCCGAGCGAGCCGCGCCGACUCAGCAUGGGCUCUGACGACGCUGCGUACACACAAGCGCUGUUGGUCCAUCAGAAGGCACGAAUGGAGAGGCUGUGGCACGAGCUGGAGCUGAAGAAGAAGAAACUGGAGAAGCUAAAAGAGGAGGUGAACGAGAUGGAGAGCGACCUGACCAGGAGACGGCUGGAGAGAUCCAGCUCCGCCUCCACAAUCCCUUCUAUUGAGGAAAUGAAGCAGUUGAGAUGCAAAAACAGGUCCCUGCAGAUCGACAUUGACUGCCUCACCAAAGAAAUUGAUCUCCUUCAAACAAGAGGACCACACUUUAAUCCCAGUGCAAUCCAUAAUUUUUAUGACAACAUUGGAUUCCUCGGUCCUGUCCCACCCAAACCCAAAGGUACUUUAUCUCUUGACGUGGGCACCAAGGCAGUGAAGCCCCUGGCAGAGCAGGAGGAGGACGAGGGGACGCAGUGGAGCUGCACCGCCUGCACCUUCCUCAACCACCCCGCCCUCAACCGCUGUGAACAGUGCGAGUUCCCGCGGCACUUCUGAGCCUACAAGGCCCCCUCCUCUGCCAUCCUGUCUGCACCAUAACACCAGAGAGAAGGUCUUUGUUCUUCUUCGGUUUCUUCAUCGUAUGAACUGGUACGGGGCUCGCUCAUCAUGCGUCCUGUUCCCCUUUUUUGCAAUGCUCCCACUGAAGGCCUGACAGGAUGGUGUUCACAGAGGAGGACCAGACCUCAGCUGAGAGACUCAGAGGGGGGGGGGCGGGGGAAACUUUAUCCUGGGAUACCUCGCUGCUCCCACUUACAGUAUUACAAGUGUGGCCCAGCAGUGUGACCACACACACACACACACACACACACACACACACACACACACACACACACACACACACACACACACACCCACCCACCCAUACCCCCCCACACACACACCCCCCCACACACACACACCACACAUAGGUACCUAUGUGCCUUUUGUUGAUUACAUUGGGUUCUUCUUGCUCUGUGGUGGCCUGUUCAGCCACUGCUCUCCAUCUGAAGGGAAUCCUGACGGACUGAUCGAGGACUUUAAAGUGUGUUUGCUGUCUGUAGAGGAUGUCAAAGGGGGGUGUUGCUAACUGCCACUCUCAUGUGCCUCUUGUCCUCCCUCUUCUGUGCCUUGGGUCACGAGUUAAUCAAAAGAAAGAAAGUUGCAUGCUUGUGUACAGUACAUGGAGGCAGAAACUCCCCUUGAGCUUUUAACUGUACAUACUUUUAGAAUGUGCCUUGAAAGCCUCCCUCCUCACACUAUGACUUAUAUUUCCUGUAAGUAUAGCUUUAUAGACUUUAUUAAUGUUUUUGUCUUGUUUCGUUUCCCUCUUCCAAACAAAUAAGCACCAUGCUCCCUUUCUAAGUGUUUGACUUGAUUUCUGUGAGAGUUGAAGCCUUGCAGAAGGAGAGGAACAGAGUAAGACCCCUGCAGUCAUCAUGAAGCCUUGCAGAAGGAGAGGAACAGAGUAAGACCCCUGCAGUCAUCAUGAAGCCUUGCAGAAGGAGAGGAACAGAGUAAGACCCCUGCAGUCAUCAUGAAGCUGCGUCUGCUCAGCGCUCGUGUGACGCCCAGCUUCCUGUGUACCACCGCACAGCAGCAAAGAAGAAGGCUAUGGAGGGCUUCUUUUUCUUUUUUUCAGGACGCCAAAUAUUUCAGGACUGUCGGGGGAGGGGAGGGGUCAAAAAGCAAAAUGAAACACUGCCAUCUUAUCUGACAACUGGAAUGUAGGUUUGAUGUUUUGGGGACAGCUUCACCUCAGUGCAAAGAGACACUCAUCCUCCAGUCCCAUCAGGAAGUGACUGCAGCUCUGAAACAGCUGAUUUGGUUCAUAGUGGCAUGUUGCUCUGCAGCUGAUGGAGUCCUGUGAGGUUACGAAGAUCAAAGUAUUCCUAUGAUGUAAAAAAUACUCAUAUACAGCAGGUCACAACACAACUGUCCAGUUUGUAUACUCUUAUUUUUAUUUGGCUCAUUUCAUCCUCCUAAGCUUUUAUUGAUGAGGGUGUCUCUAAAGUUUACUUAUUGUCAUUAACUUACCUUAACUGUGGAGUAGUUACUUAGUUUUGUUUUUUCCACACUUGUGAAAUGUUGCCUUGCAUCAGUGCCUUUUGAACUAUUGAAUUUGUAUUGAUCAUCUAUUCUGUCACAUCCGAGUGCCAUUUAUCAAAGCAAAAUGUUAGUUGUUGAAACCCAUUUAAAAGUAGAUGAAUUCUUGUCUCUUAAGCACUUACGCCAUACUUUUCUUCAAAGAAACCAGUUUCCAUCUUCAUCUGCACCUUGGUGUGAAGAGGCAGUUUAUUCAUGUUUUAUUAAAUUGACAAAAAGUUAUUUGGAUAUCUAAAGUGUUUUUUUGAUUUUAGCUGGGAAAACUGUCUUUGUAACAGAUAAGUUAUUUGUAAAAAAUAAUUAAAAAAAUCUAUUCUGA